AUGUAGGUAUCUGCAGCUAUCAUGUUUGAUUUGGGGAUCGCGUCAUGCUUAGAGUAUUUGGAAGCCGUUCCAUGGUCUGAGGAUGAAGAGGAGAAAGUCCUUUAUAAUAUCAGCCAACUUCAGCUUGAGGAAUCGGCGAGUGAAGUUCUGCUGAGAGUGUCAUCUGAACCGUCCACCUCAGCACAAGCUGAUGUCAUCCUAUUGAGAUUGCUGACUGGCGUUCUUCAGGCGAAAGAUGAUAAAGCUCGUCGGGAAAUGAAAUCUCUUAUUUCUCGGCUGCUCAGAGAAGAUGAGCCUAGCAAUAACAACAGGAUUGACAUCUCUAAAGACACCCUCUAUCAUCUUUGCCAUAGGUGUAUUAGUUCUCUUGUUCUAUGCCUAUCAGAAGCUACAAGUGCAGAUGAAACUUGCCGGGAUCGAGGAGUUUUGAUGGGUGAAAUAGCUAGAGAGGCUGACAAUAUGCAAUGGAUUGUUGACAUUCUGGUGGAAAAAAAGAUGGCAGAUGAGUUUGUGAAAUUGUGGGCAGAUCAGAAGGAGCUUGCAAUCAUGCAUUCUAAGAUUCCUACCAUGUAUCGGCACGAAAUCAGCAGAAUAACUGCUCAACUGUGCAUAGCAAUAGGCAGAGGCCAUAUUUUGGUGCCCCAAGAUGCACGGUUUUCUUUGCUGUCUACAUGGCUGGAAGCUCUUUAUGAGGACUUUGGAUGGAUGAGAAGGGCUAGUAGAUCUGUUGAUAAGAAGUUGGUCGAAGACGCGCUCGGUCAAACAAUUCUUACACUGCCGUUGCCACAGCAACAGACCAUCUUGCUUAAUUGGUUCGAUCGGUUUCUUAAUAAGGGAGAUGACUGUCCCAACUUUCAAAGGGCAUUUGAAAUUUGGUGGAGAAGAGCUUUCAUAAGAGAAUAUAUGUCCGAGCGGGACAAUUCUCAGUUACAAAUAACAAUUUGCGAUUAUUCCAACUGAAAGGUAUCGUUAAACCAUGUUAUAGAAGGAAAAUAAAAUAGCAAUUCAAGUUUUAUAUAUACGUAUAUAACAAUUCUUUUUCGUUGGAGUUUUCUUAUUUUUCCUGCUCAAGUCCGCUUGGACUUUUUGUUCUCGAAAAAUUUUCUUACAGAGGCAAAUGCUCCUUUAUGAAAAACGAUGAAUGGAUAAUGAGCUUUUGAGGUGUAUAAUGAGGCAAUAGUCAAG
Molecule: messenger RNA, 1185 nt
Organism: Morus notabilis
Lineage: Eukaryota; Viridiplantae; Streptophyta; Magnoliopsida; Rosales; Moraceae
Product: BTB/POZ domain-containing protein At5g60050
Exons: 1
Source: RefSeq, a predicted model, not a curated record